AAAAAAAAAAAACUUUUUUCUAUUUGAAGAAAAGAAUAAUUAUAAUAAAUUUCUAUAAAGCAGAGAAGAAUGUUUGUUUGAAUAGUGGAACAAGACCAAUUAUUGUUUUUUUCUCUUUAAUUCUCUCACUAGCAUUCCCAUUCUCCUUACUCUUUGUGUGAAGAAGAAGAAACUAUACUACAAUGUUCACGCGAGGCCUUGACAAUGAUGUGCUAAGAUGGGUUCGCGAGGGGGGUGGUGCCAAGAGCAGAGAUGUUUUUAGUAUGGCAAUGACUGCGAGACAAAGACCUGAUCCUAUUCCCAGUUUAAGAAAUGCUGGAUGGCACUCUGGAUUGCCUCCAGCGAAAUUCCAUAAUGGACAUAUAUCUUCAGGUGUAAUUCCAGUGUCUGGGGGAAUAUCUGUUAGUGGCAAUGAUGGUGGUUCAGGAUCAGACAUGGACACGUCAUCUGAUUCAGAUGAGUGUCCUUAUGACAGGCAGUACUCAUUCAUAUCAUCUCCACAAGAUGAUAAGGUGCCAACUGUUGCAGCUGCUACACGUGCUGCUUCCUCGCAGAAAUUGGAGGCUUGUGGUAAUAGUAAAAUUGAGCUGAAACUAGGAAAUAGUGCUCAGAGACCAGCACGGGUUUGUGGUGGGAACCCUUUUGGGAAGCCUGACAGUCAAGAAGAGCAAUUGUCAAAUUCUGCCAGUAGCACUGAAGUUUCAUUUAUGCAGUAUAGAAGCAGUGAUGGUGUUGCACCUCAUAGAGAAGCAUAUAAUACAGAGAGUUAUUCUUCUACUGUUACUUCUAGGGUACGCAAUGAAAUAACAUCUAAACAGGUUUUUCAUAAUGGAAGAAUGCAAAAAAAGAAGCCUUCUUAUGAUGAUACCAUUGUUCAGGAUAACACCAGGGAUGAGAUUCUCAACCCAUCUGUCAGGACUGCAGACAGUGGAGGAGUUGAUGAAUCUGCUAGUAGUUUAACCACUCGUCACCCCAUUUUUCAUGCAAGUGGGCUUGGCCCAUGGUGCGCAGUGCUAUCUUAUGAUGCAUGUGUUCGUUUAUGCUUAAAUUCAUGGGCCAAAGGUUGCACAGAAGAAGCUCCCUACUUCUUGAAUGGUGAAUGUUUACAGUUGCGGAAAGCAUUUGGUUUACAGCAGGUAUUAUUGCAACCAGAAGAAGAGCUGUUGGCAAAACAAUCUUCUGAGUUAGUCAGUGAGGCAGCAGCUCGUAAAUCGAAGAAGACCAUUGGCAAAAUGAAAGUGCAAGUGCGUAAAGUAAAAAUGGGUUUAGACCCUCCUCCUGGCUGCAAUCUUUCUAUAGUAAAGAUGGAAUCUCUUCAUCAACAUUUCUCCAAUGUAAACUCAAUGUUGUAUUCUGGAUGGGAAGCACUUCGGAAAGUUCGUGUGACUCCCAAUACUCCUGCAAAUGGUUCUCUUUCAAGGCAAAGUCUAGCUUAUCUGCAGGCAAGUGGUCAGUAUAUAAAACAGGUCACCAAGCUCUUGAAAACUGGUGUGACUACUUUUCGCAGCAGUUCAACAUCAUAUGAAGUAGUUCCAGAAACAUACUGUUGCUUGUUGAAAUUGAAAAGUUCAUCUGAAGAGGAUGCGAUCAGAAUGCAACCAGGAUCCAGUGAAACCCAUAUGUUCUUACCUGAUGGUCUUGGUGAUGAUUUGAUUGUCAAAGUUCAUGACUCCAAGGGGCAGUAUUGUGGUCAUGUACUAGCACAAGUGGUUUCUAUUGCUGAUGACCCUGGUGACAAGCUUCGAUGGUGGCCAUUAUUUCAUGAGCCAGAACAUGAACUCGUUGGCAGAAUUCAACUGUAUAUACACUAUUCAACCAGUCAAGAGGAGAAUAAUAUUAAGUGUGGCUUUGUUGCAGAAACUGUGGCAUAUGAUUUUUUGUUGGAAGUUGCAAUGAAAGUUCAGCACUUUCAGCAAAGAAAUUUGUUGCUACAUGGCCCUUGGAAGUGGUUGGUGAAGGAAUUUGCAUCAUACUAUGGAGUAUCAGAUGCAUAUACCAAGUUAAGAUACCUUUCUUAUGUCAUGGAUGUGGCUACACCAACUGAAGACUGCCUUACAUUGAUAUAUGAAUUACUAUCUCCUGUGAAGGGCAAUAGCAAGCACAAAUUAAGUCACCAAGAGAACCGCAUCCUAGGGGAAAUUGAGGAGCAGGUCCAGCAGAUUUUAACUUUGAUCUUUGAGAAUUACAAGUCAUUAGAUGAAUCGUUGCCAUCAGGGAUGAUGGACGUUUUCAGGGCUGCCACUGGAUCACCACCUCCUUCCUUGGUCCCUGCUGUCAAGCUCUAUGGCCUAUUGCACGAUAUAUUAAGUCCUGAGACACAACUGAAGUUCUGUGGAUAUUUUCAGGCUGCUGCAAAAAAGAGGUCAAGAAGGCACCAGGCUGAAACAGAUGAGAUUAUUUUGAGCAAUACUGAGGGUGCAUUGAUGGAUCCCUUGACUCUUUCAAAUUCUUAUCAGAAGAUGAAAUUGUUAAUUUUGAGUAUCAAAAAUGAAAUUUUCACCGAUAUAGAGAUCCACAAUCAGAAUGUUCUCCCUAGUUUUGUAGACCUUCCAAAUCUCUCUGCACCCAUAUACAGUGUGGAUCUUUGCAGUAAAUUGCGAGCAUUUCUUGUUGCAUGCCCCCCUCCUGGCCCCUCUCCACCUGUAAUAGAACUUGUUAUUGCAACAGCUGACUUUCAAAGAGAUCUGUCUUCCUGGAAUAUUAAUCCCAUUAAAGGGGGAGUUGACGCAAAAGAGUUGUUUCACUCUUAUAUAACCUGUUGGAUUGAAGAGAAGCGCCAUUCUUUACUUGAUUCAUGCAAACUAGAUAAGGUUAAGUGGUCUGGUAUUAAAACACAACAAUCAACGACUCCUUUCAUUGAUGAUAUGUAUGAUCAACUAAUGGAGACAUUGAAUGAAUAUGAAAUAAUCAUUUUCCACUGGCCAGAAUUCACUAUCGUCUUGGAAAAUGCUAUUGCAGAUGUUGAAAGAGCCAUUAUUAAAGCUUUGGAGAGGCAAUAUGCUGAUGUUCUAGCUCCACUGAAGGACAGCCUUGCUCCUAAGAUUUUUGGCAAAUAUGUUCACAAAUUCACCAAAGGAACAGCUAGCAUCUACAUUGUUCCAGAUGAGUUGGGAAUUCUUUUGAAUUCCAUGAAAAGGAUACUUUAUGUACUGCAUUCCAAGAUAGAAUCCCAGUUCAAAUCAUGGUGUUCUUGCACUCCACCUGGUGGAAAUGCAAUCCCAGGAGAGCGUCUCAGUGAAAUAACAGUGAUGCUAAGGGCUGAAUUCAGAAACUAUAUUCAAGCAAUAGUGGAGAAACUUGCAGAGAAUACAAGAGUUCAAAGUGCAACAAAAUUGAAGAAGAUAAUCCAAGACUCAAAGGAAAAUGUUGUUGAGUCAGAUGUAAGAAGUCGAAUGCAGCCUUUGAAAGAUCUCCUGAUAAACUUGAUAGAGAACCUCAAUUCUGUCUUUGAACCUCAUGUGUUCAUAAUUGUCUGUCGAAAUUUCUGGGACCGGAUGGGGCAGGAUGUACUACACUUUUUGGAAAAUCGAAGAGAGAACAUGUCCUGGUAUAAGGGCUUAAGGAUUGCAAUUUCUAUUUUGGAUGAAAUAUUUGCAUCACAGAUGCAGAAGAUGCUUGGGAAUGCACUCCAGGAAAAAGAUUUGGAGCCACCUCAAUCUGUGAUGGAAGUGCGUUCUAUGUUUGCGAGGAUUUUGUAAAUUACAACAACUACGAUAUCUAGGGUCGAUUUUCCUGUGCAGAUAAGUUGAAAAUAGAAAAUGGUUUUACAGUAUUACUCUGCUAAAGGGAAGACAAACAGCGGACCUGAAGAGACUACCCAGGUGGAUGGUUCAGCAUAAAUUUUGACCAUGUUCUAACAAUUUAGUGAAGGUUCCCCACCACAGCCUUCGUGGUGGAUAUCAUUUCUUUGUCUUUUUAUUGGAAAAUAUAGAAAUUUUGGGAACUCAACAGUGUCAUAUCCAAUUUUUUAACUCACCAGCCUUACAUCCAGUUGAAGCUGUGUGUUUCUUCA
Molecule: messenger RNA, 4012 nt
Organism: Theobroma cacao (cacao)
Lineage: Eukaryota; Viridiplantae; Streptophyta; Magnoliopsida; Malvales; Malvaceae
Source: RefSeq, a predicted model, not a curated record